AUGGAGGGAGUUGUGCUGCUGCUCAACUGCUUCGUGAGCCCCUUCGGCAACCGCGUGCGCAUCGCGCUGAAGUUCAAGGGCGUGGCGUACGAGGAGAAGGCCGAGAACCUGGCGGCCAAGAGCCCGCUGCUGCUGUCCUCCAACCCCGUCCACGCCAAGGUCCCCGUCCUCAUCGUGGACGGCAAGCCCGUGUGCGAGUCCCUCGUCAUCCUCGAGUUCAUCGACGACGGCUUCUCCGCCGCCGGCGCGCCGCCGCUCCUCCCCGCUGACCCCUACGCACGCGCCCACGCCCGGUUCUGGGCCUCCUACGUCGACACCAAGCUGAAUGAGGCCGGGAUGCGCGUGUGGCGGUCGCCCAAGGGCGCGACGGCGGCGGUGGAGGCGGCGAGGAAGGACACGGUGGCGGCGCUGAAGACGCUGGAGGCAGAGCUGGGCGGGAAGCCCUACUUCGGCGGGGACGCGCUCGGCUACGUGGACGUCGCGCUGGUGCCCUUCGUGCCGUGGUUCCUGACCUACGAGCGGUUCGGCGGCUUCACCGUCGCCGCCGAGUGCCCCGCCCUGGCGGCGUGGGCGGACCGCUGCGUCCGGGAGAACACGUGCGUGGCCGAGUCGCUGCCGGAGGCCGAGCACGUGUUCCAGUUCGUGUGCGGCAUGAGGAAGGCGUUCGGCCUCGACUAG
Molecule: messenger RNA, 678 nt
Organism: Miscanthus lutarioriparius
Lineage: Eukaryota; Viridiplantae; Streptophyta; Magnoliopsida; Poales; Poaceae
Source: the annotation of a GenBank genome assembly